UCAAUUGGUUGAUUGAAAACACCGACUCAGAAUUAUUAACGACGCCAUCUGAUGCUGAAGCUGCUUGUGUCCAAGUAACACACAACCGGAUCUACCCUAUCCCUGUUUUCCGAUUGAACUAUUUCCGCCGGCGAUCCGAAACUUCCGAUUCCACAAUGUCAUGGUUCGCUCGAUCGAUUGCCAACACCCUCCAACUCGACAUCGAUGACGAUGAGGACGACGAACAACACAACAACACAGACCGAGAUCUGUCCACCGAUCAAAAAGGUGAACAACCAGUUGAAGAAGACGAUUCGUCUUUAUCUCCAGGACGAGGUGUCAAAGAAGAUUUAUCAGAGAUCACAAAAACCCUAACUAGUAAAUUCUGGGGCGUCGCCUCGUUUCUCGCUCCUCCGCCUCCCGCUGAACACUCUAACGAGCAAUCGGAUCCGUCCGAUCCGGAAGAUGCUUCUCCGGAAGCGAUAUCUGGAAUACGCAGGGACUUUGCGGAGAUCGGAGGGAGGUUCCGUAGUGGAAUUUCGAAGCUGUCUACUAAUAUAGAUGUAUCGGAGAUCACGAAAAUGGCUUCGAGUUUUCUUCAACUGUCACCGGAGGGUGACGACUAUGUUUUGUCUAAAGAUGCUGAUGCCAUUGGUGUUACGGAUGUAGUUUUGGCCUUUGUUAGGGAUAUCACGAUGCAUCCUGAGACUUGGUUGGAUUUUCCUUUACCAGAGGAUGAAGACGAUGAUGAAGAUUUUGAGUUGUCUGAUGCACAACAAGAGCAUGCUUUGGCUGUUGAAAGUUUGGCACCAAGAUUGGCUGCUCUUAGGAUUGAACUAUGCCCUGGUUAUAUGAGUGAAAGUUCAUUCUGGAAGAUAUAUUUUGUACUCUUGCAUCCAAGACUUGAACCUCAUGCUGCUGAACUUCUUUCAACACCUGAGAUUGUGAAAGCAAGAGCCUCAUUGACACGCGAGUUGAAGGGCCGUUCCAACUCACAGACAAAAGAGGAGGAAGUUACAAGAAUCAAUUCUGCAUCUUCUCUAGACGAGCAUCCUUCUGUGCCAUCUGGUACUCAAUCAGAAUCUGUACCACUUGAAAUAUCCACAAGUCAGCCAACAGCCACAUCUACCAUCUCAGCUGAUUCAGAGACCGAAAAACACCCCAUCCCAAAUGAAGAAGUUCAAAUUGUAGACAAAUCUGUCAUCCAAGAAGAACCACGAAAUGAGACCAAAACCGAUGAAUCUAAAGAUGAAGAUGAUGCCGAUGAUUGGUUGAAAGAAGAUAGCUCAGAAAACGUCACUGGUACAACCACGAUUCCAAUCGAGAACGAUGAGGAUGUAUCGUUCAGUGAUCUUGAGGAGGACGAUGGAGAUGCACCAACAAGUUACAAGAAAACAGCUGCGUACGGUUCUGAUUCGUCAACGAAAGACUCACGAGAUUGGGUUCAGCUGGGUAGAAGCUCGGCUGAUUCGUCUUCGACCGGUGGAGCUGGACAGGUAAGUGCUCAUAACUCUGAGAUGAAGGAAUCUAAUGAUUGGCUUGAUGUUGAUGACAUUGAUGUGGCAUGAUGAUGAUGAUGAUGAUGUUUUCUAUUCGUUGUGAAUGAAUUAUUUGUGUAUUGUUGGUGUCUGUUGUGAAUAUCUUGUUAAUUUACAGUUUCUGCAAAUCUAAAUUAUGGCCUUUGGAAAUUGGAAUUGCUACACAUGUACAUAAAUGGUCUGGAUAUGAAUGUGGCACAAUAAGAUGAUUCAUGCUUUAUCUUGUUC
This is a messenger RNA of Cynara cardunculus var. scolymus (artichoke), 1745 nucleotides long. RefSeq lists its product as uncharacterized. The record is from RefSeq and is a predicted model, not a curated record. The coding region runs from base 156 to 1547 and encodes 463 amino acids. The transcript has 3 exons. NCBI's taxonomy places the organism in Eukaryota, Viridiplantae, Streptophyta, Magnoliopsida, Asterales, Asteraceae.